Chenopodium quinoa (quinoa) is the source of this 2996-nucleotide messenger RNA. Its product is annotated as golgin candidate 1-like. Gene Ontology annotation, biological process: retrograde transport, vesicle recycling within Golgi; Golgi organization. The record is from RefSeq and is a predicted model, not a curated record. Lineage: Eukaryota; Viridiplantae; Streptophyta; Magnoliopsida; Caryophyllales; Amaranthaceae. The transcript has 21 exons. Bases 250 to 2361 code for a protein of 703 amino acids. Gene Ontology annotation, cellular component: Golgi cisterna; Golgi membrane.
GUAUUGUGCGCUGCCCAGAAGUAGAAAGGCACAUUUUAACUAACGACUGCCUGUUUUGUGCGCUGCCCAGAAGCUGAAUUUCUUGACAAAAUCGAUAAACUCUAGACAUUCUCAAAUUUUUAAAUUUUUUUUUUGUUGUUGUAUAUUUCGUUAAUCAUACAACAAAUCUAAUUGAUCUUAAACUAACCAAUUUCUUGGAAUUCAGAAAUUUAAUCCCAUUUUGUUUCAUCACUUUGAUUGAUCAAGUCAAUGGAUUCCUGGCUCAAGCGUGCUGAAGGCCUGUUUGAAGUUGUAGAUCGGAGGGCAAAGCUUGUUGCAAAUGAGCUUUCAGAUGAGCAGUCCAAUGUACCCCAACCAGCUUCCAAUGGAAAAGGUCCUCAGGGUAAAAGGUCAAAAGCAAAGGCAAAGAAGAGAGCUUUUAUGGAGGAGCGUGUGAGAAAAGGUGUAAGUGCACAGGAAGAAAGUAGCAUACAGCCAUCAGUAUCAGAUUCAAAAUCCGAUGAGAUGGGGACCUCCACAACAGUUGAAAAUAACGGACUGACCCAAGGAAACUCAACCGCCCAAAUUAAAAUUAAGAUGGAAGACAAUAUUGAGAAUGAUUCUCAUGUAAAUGCUGCUAUAUCUGAUACAUCAUCAAAUGAAGUGAGCAAACAUAAUGAUGGGCAGGGCAAGGCUGCUACCAGUGAUGAAGUAGUCACUUCAUCUUUGAAUGUUGAGAUUGGUAGUGACAAUAUUCCUUCUACAGCAUCUGCUGCUGCAAGCACUGAGGCAAGCCUUAACAACAAUCAUUCAAUUGGUUCUGGACAAAAUAUUGGUUUGAAAGAUGCAGAUGACUCUGUGAAAAAGCCUGGGGAAGAGAAGUUCCAAUCCACAGUUGAUGUUACACCCAUCCCAGUGAAUGCUGAUACGAAAAAGGUAAACACUGUUGAUGUCACACCUGAACCUGUUUCCAAUCCCUUUAAACAGGAGGAUGAAAAGGCAAGGACAUCUUCGAACAAAGUACAAGAGCAACUUGAAGAGGCUCAAGGUCUGCUCAAAUCAACGAAUACUACUGGUCAAUCAAAAGAGGCCAGGUUAGCUCGGGUUUGUGCUGGACUUUCAUCCCGUCUUCAGGAAUACAAGUCUGAAAAUGCUCAGUUAGAGGAGCUUCUAACAUCUGAAAGGGAGCUCAGUAAAUCAUCUGAGAGUCGCAUAAAACAACUGCAACAGGAGUUAUCUGCUGCCAAAACAGAAAUAAACAGAGUUGAGUCAAACAUGGCUGAAGCGUUAGCUGCAAAAAAUUCUGAAAUUGAGACACUUGUCAGUUCUGUUGAGGCUCUGAAGAAGCAGGCUGCUUUGUCUGAAGGGAAUUUGGCAUCUUUGCAGGCAAAUAUGGAAACUUUAAUGAGAAACAGGGAGCUUACAGAAACACGGAUGAUGCAAGCCCUAAAGGAGGAGCUUGCCUUGGCUGAAAGACGGGCAGAAGAAGAGCGUGCAGCUCAUAAUGCCACCAAAAAGGCUGCAAUGGAGAGGGAAGUAGAGUUGGAACACCGAGCUGUUGACGCAUCUACUGGCCUUGCUAGACUGCAGAGAAUGGCCGAUGAGAGGACAGCAAAAGCAGGUGAGCUUGAACAAAAGGUGGCAUUACUUGAGGCUGAAUGUGCAUCUUUGAAUCAAGAAUUGCAAGACAUGGAGAGUCGUUUACGCCGUGAGCAAAAGAAGUCUCCUGAGGAUCCAAGUCAAUUGAUUCAGAUACAGACAUGGCAACAGGAAGUGGAACGUGCACGUCAGGGUCAAAGAGAUGCUGAAAUCAAGCUUUCUUCUCUUGAUGCUGAGUUGCAAAAGAUGAGAGUUGAAAUGGCUGCCAUGAAGAGAGAUGCUGAGCAUUAUUCGCGUCAGGAGCACAUGGAACUUGAAAAGCGAUACCGUGAAUUAACCGAUUUAUUGUACUAUAAGCAAACACAGCUUGAAACAAUGGCAAGUGAAAAAGCUGCUGCAGAGUUUCAGUUAGAGAAGGAGAUCAAACGUCUUCAGGAAGUACAGGCUGAAGCAGAGAGAAACAAGAUUUCUCGUCGGGCAUUGACAACUUGGGAUGAAGAAACAGACAUGAGAGAACUCGAGCCUCUCCCACUACAUCAACGUCACUUGGUUGGGGCUAGCAUGCAGUUGCGAAAGGCAGCAAAACUUUUAGAUUCUGGUGCCGUCAGUGCUACAAGGAUUCUAUGGCAGCACCCUAGAGCUCGAGUUGGUCUGCUAUGUUAUCUAGUUUUUGUACAUAUGUUCUUGAUGUACCUGUUGCAUCGCCUUCAGGCUCAAGCUGAUGAUUUUGCCGCUCAAGAUGUUGCUCGGUCGAUGGGACUUUCUCAACCCAAUUUACCAUGACCAAAAUAUGCUUUCAAGUGCAGAAAGCUCUUAUACCUAUGCAGCUCCACCACAUGUGGAAAAAUACUGAUUACUUUUCAGAAGCUAGUGUUUUGUUUGGCAUUUAUUCAGAAACCUUGGAGAGUGAUGGAAGUUGCGCACUAUUAUUCGCAUUCCUCAUUGUAUGUAUUGACGCACCUCUACCAACUAACAGCAACUCUUAUAAAGUUAUGGUAACUUCUCCAGAUACUACAAUGACAGAGUGCAAAGUUCAGUUGUGGAUUGCAUACGUUUGUCUGUUUAAAGCUGUAAGCCUGAUGUGCUUUCUUGGAGAUACAAGGCGAUGAAGAUUGCAUAUAUGUAGUCAUAAAACACAAAAUUAUACGAAGUAUUUCUUAAAAUCAACACUGAUAGAAUUGCAUUUGUUUUAGAUCGGUGUUUCUUCUAUCUGAUAAUACAUAUGUAAAGGUGGCCAAACAAUUUUCUGAACUUGUGUAAAUUCUUCAGAUUGAUGAAUUGGCCAAUACUUUCCUGUUUUUUUUUUUUAAGAAAUUGGAGGUGUUUUUAACUUGGCUUUAGUUUGAAUUUGUGCAGCAAUAGCCAUGAUAUCUAAUUUCAAUGAAUUAUAAAAUCAUUGAGAUUAUAUUUUCUGUACA